UUGUUUGGUAGGCGUGUAAAGUUAACAGUUUCUAGUUUCGAUUUCAAUAUAAACAAUAAUGGCGACUAAAGAAGGAAAUCUCAGCGAAAAUGCGUUUACGUGCUCAAUAUGUUUGGAAGAAUUUCGAAAGCCAAGAUCAUUGCCAUGUGGACAUUCUUUUUGUCACGAGUGCUUGUGCGAAUACUUAAAGAAGUUUGAGGGAAAAUCGGAGAUGCCCUGUCCAUUGUGCCGGAAUGCCACACAUACUGAAACGCCUAUAACGCUAGAUUCUAUCGUACAGUGGGUAGAGAAAUUCCCAUUAUUUGACGUGCUGCCAGGUAACAAGACGAGCAAAAGUGAGUUUUCUUUACCAACGAAACAGUCAUGCCAAGCAUGCGCAAUUGAACAAAAGUCUGUGGAAGCAAAUUUGUAUUGUUUGGACUGUUGCGAACAUUUAUGUAAUACCUGCGCAGAAACCCAUACAAAGUUCAAACUGAACCGAAACCAUAAAAUAUCUUUGUCAGAAAAAGCACCAUCGUCCAAGGUGGUAGAGUUGUUAUUGGAGAUUGGUAGAUGCCCGAAUCAUGAGAACGAAACAGCGGAAUAUAUUUGUAAAGACCAAAACCAACCAUGCUGCGGAAAGUGCGCGAUAACAUCGCAUCGUAAAUGCGAAGAAGUUCUUACAAUAUUUGACGUUGCUAAAGAAAAUAACACGCUCGCUGAUAGAAUUGCAAAUUACACUCAGAAACUUGAGGAAAAAAUGAUGUUGACAUUGGACCUAAGUCGCAGAGUAAAAGAAGAGCCUUCACGUAUUGAAUCUUGUUCUGAACGUAUUGAAAAGCAAUUGACUGAAAUUAAAGUGCAGUUAGAUGAAGCAUUUGAACGCCUCAGAAACAAAGUUAUCGGUGAGGUAAUGUCAAUCAAAUCAAAGCUUCUGGAUCAAGCAAAGGGAAAUUUACAGGACGUUUGUGUGAAACUGGAAGAUAUACGAAGCAAACAGGCCGAGCUUGAAGAUGUUCUAUCUCACGGGAACGAAGUGCAUAAAUAUUUGUACAUGCUCAAGCAGCCUACCGUUGGUGACGUUAAAUUGGGAUGGAGUACUCCAUACACAAAAAGAGUGUACAGAGGACUACAACCUAACAGACCUCGUAAAGGGAUAUAUAAUCUGUAUUACGUAGAAUUUGGAAUAACAUGUAAUGAGAACACUCCGUUAUCAGGUAUUAUCGAACAAUUAGAUAAACUUCUUUCUGUCAAACAAGACAGAAAGACACUUAAGAUUUAAAUUGAUAAACAUACACGCACUUUUUGGUCACCUGGUCUUUGCAAAUAGGCUACAACCUCUCGCUCAUAAUACGUGUUAUGUAAAGGCGUCAAAAUGAUGACAAUUUUAUAGUGUUUUCAUUUUGUCAGAUUGAAAUAAAAUUAAACAGCGCCAUUUUAGUCCAUUUAGUAUACGUCUUUGGAAUGAACAGCUUUAUAGAACAUACAAAUGCAUAUUCUUGAAUGUAUACUCUAAUUAAUACUAUGGUUACAAUAGGAUAUGUACACAUGAUAUGACUUAUUUGAUUGGCA
Messenger RNA from Dreissena polymorpha, 1551 nucleotides. RefSeq names its product E3 ubiquitin-protein ligase TRIM56-like. The transcript has 2 exons. Gene Ontology annotation, molecular function: zinc ion binding. Lineage: Eukaryota; Metazoa; Mollusca; Bivalvia; Myida; Dreissenidae. The coding region runs from base 59 to 1261 and encodes 400 amino acids. The record is from RefSeq and is a predicted model, not a curated record.